Colletotrichum destructivum is the source of this 868-nucleotide messenger RNA. RefSeq lists its product as uncharacterized. Lineage: Eukaryota; Fungi; Ascomycota; Sordariomycetes; Glomerellales; Glomerellaceae. Bases 349 to 705 code for a protein of 118 amino acids. The record is from RefSeq and is a predicted model, not a curated record. The transcript has a single exon.
GUUUCGGCGGAGGGGUUUCCGGCGUUGACGGAUCAUCACAUGACUUCUCCCUGGCCAGGGGCUUCAGGCCAGUAGGAACGGCAUGAACCUGGCAAAAAUUCUACAAAUUCCUUCAGCUUUCUUCCGUGGCCUGAGAUAUCGCUCUCCAUCGCCUUGAUUACCAUCAUCCGCUACGUUGGGGCACUGUUCGGCUAUCUGUACAGCUUCGUCCAGCGCCCUCUGCAGUAUGCUGUCGUCAUCGUCACCCUCCAUACCGCAAUUGUCUUGGCCCUCGACUGUUACGUCGCAUUCCCCUGGUCGCGUUUUUACACUUCAUGGCGCAGGCCACGAUGGGACAUUUUCUGGUCGAUGGCCAAACGGAGCUGCUGGUCAUUAGUCUACACGGGCAUGUUCUUGGUGGCGAACUUGAUGGGAAUUCGGAAUGAUUUCAUUGUAGAAUGGAUCUUGAAGCGGUACCAGGAGACGGUAACAUCGACCGACAUCACCGUGGUUGUCGGAGAACUUCCGCCCGAACCACCCAAGCAAGCAGUCGAGGACGCAAUGAACGCAACCGGAGCGGUGGCGGGGGAUGUGAAUGGGACGAUCGGAACACCCCACGAAAAUACGGGCAUAGGCAAGCACGAGAGCCAAGGGAACCCCCAGAGGCAACAAGCAAGGGCGCCCCACAACGUGGCGAGGCGGAAGCCGAAGCGCCAGAAACGUUAGUUGGGGUUGCGGUAGCGACUGGAGAUACCAUCCGGGCUGAGCGAAGGUAGAUUUGACAGCGGGACAUGGAUAUCAACCAGAUAACAUUAGCGAUAAGCGCUAUGAAUGUUGAUUAGUUGGCGACGAUACAUCAGGACCGACAAUUCAUUGGCACACUCUCCCU